AUGUCGUUCAGGGAUAGAUUGGAAGAAUGUGCUUCAAAGUUACACGUGGGGCGAGAUGAAUCAACGGCGUUCAAGACAGCAAUUCUCUUUCUCGAUCUUAUGGCUGCGCACGAGAAUGAGAAUUUGACCUAUCGAACUCUUGAAGAAGAAGGAAAGAUCUUCGAUAGAACACCAUCUUCGAAAGAGACAGAGAUAAAAAAACUCGAGAAUUAUUUGUGCACUCUCAACUCCAGUUUUCCAAGAUACUGGGCAGUCAAGUUGCAACUUACGUACCUUGGACACAAAGAUAAGUGUCAGAUGGUCCACAAACAACGCGCAUUUUUGGAAGGAAACGCUAAAUCAUCAGACUUGAAGGUGGUUUACAAUAGCAUCUUGGAUAAGUGGCUCAAGAAUUGGAAAGCAAUUGUAUUGGAACUCGAUUUGAUUACGAGAGAUGGCAGUGAGAAAGAUUCUUGCAGACUGGCUUUCCGAAUAAUUGCCAACAACAGAAGACCAGAAGAUGUGAUUUUCACGGAGAGAUUGAAGGAUUGUUAUCAAAUUCGCAGAGUAUCAACGAAUCAGGGCAACAUAGAUGGCUCAAAGUUCGCAUUUGGCGAUAUUGAUAUCGAAGAAGUUGAGUGUAUUGCCACAAGAAUAUGGGGAUCAGAAAUUAGUCGGCAAGCCGUCCAUAUUGUUCCAUCACGAAUAAGCACGACCGAAAUGAAUUUGAUGUUUGUCGUGAGACGGGCAAUAAAUCCUUUGCUGGGAACAUACGAUCCCAAGAAUGGUUUAAUAUUGGAAAAACAAAUUGCAGACGCUUGGGAGGCAUGUCAAAUUUGUAUUGUGCCAUGUUUUGAUGAGGACUUGAUGUUCAGCACAUGGGAAUUCCGGGUAAUGGACUCGAACCUGUUAAAGUGCAGCCAUCUGGAGCUGGGUUGUUUAUUCCAGAACAUUCAUGGAUGUACAGCGAAAGUUGGAUCUAAUCCAAGAAUAGACUGCAUCCAAUUCCACUGGUUUCUUUGUCUGGCUAUAUCGAAGAAUAAGAAUUUUGACCAGCAAAGAAUUGAAGAGGAAUUGAUUUAUGGCAAGCAAGCUUGGUCAGCAAUAGAUUCAACGGUUCGAGUGAAACGAGUUUUGAUCUCACUUCUAAGUGACGCUGUUGGUCGUGACCUUCCUCUUGAAAUAACGAAUUGGAGUGCGUAUAAUAAUAGGCUCUCAAAUCUACCAGAAAUUCAAGAAUUGAUGUCAAGAAUCUGCGAUGUACCAGAUGCGACGCCGAGAUUAGAAGGAGGGGGGAGCGAGCAUUAG
Messenger RNA from Botrytis byssoidea, 1287 nucleotides. RefSeq lists its product as uncharacterized. Bases 1 to 1287 code for a protein of 428 amino acids. The transcript has a single exon. NCBI's taxonomy places the organism in Eukaryota, Fungi, Ascomycota, Leotiomycetes, Helotiales, Sclerotiniaceae. The record is from RefSeq and is a predicted model, not a curated record.